Molecule: messenger RNA, 297 nt
Organism: Musca domestica (house fly)
Lineage: Eukaryota; Metazoa; Arthropoda; Insecta; Diptera; Muscidae
Product: histone H4-like
Exons: 1
Coding region: 1-297 (98 amino acids)
Biological process (GO): nucleosome assembly
Molecular function (GO): protein heterodimerization activity; structural constituent of chromatin; DNA binding
Source: RefSeq, a predicted model, not a curated record
AUGACUGGUCGUAUUAAAGGUGGUAAAGGCUUGGGAAAAGGUGGCGCUACACGUCACAGGAAAGUGCUCCGUGGUAACAUCCAAGGUAUUACCAAGCCAGCUAUUAGAUGUUUGGCUCGUCGUGGAGGUGUAAAACGUAUCUCUGGCCUGAUUUACGAAGAAACUCGUGGUGUUCUGAAGAUGUUUUUGGAAAACGUUAUUCGUGAUGCUGUCACCUACACCGAAUAUGCUAAGCGUAAAACCGUCACCGCUAUGGAUGUCGUUUAUGCUUUUAAGAGACAAGGUUUCGGCGGUUAA